AUCAAUCCACCCGCCGCCGCCAUCCCGUUCUUCAUCGCCUUGUCUACGACUCCUUGCCAUCUCAGUAUCUCACAACGCUUCUAACUCAAAAAUGGCUUCUCUCAGCUACACUCUCAAAGCCCAUCUUCUUUCAACCUCAAAACCCAAACUCCAAACCCGAAAAUACCCCGCCAAGGUUCGCAUGUCUCUCCAAGAGUCUGGCCCAUCCAUCGCCGUCGUAGGCGUCACUGGCGCUGUUGGCCAAGAAUUCCUUUCCGUACUCUCCGACCGCGACUUCCCUUACCGUUCCCUCAAGCUCCUCGCCUCCAAACGCUCCGCUGGUAAGUCCGUUUCCUUCCAAGACCGCACCUUUACCGUCCAGGAACUAACCGCCGACAGCUUCGACGAUGUUGACAUCGCUCUUUUUAGUGCCGGUGGGUCUAUAAGUAAACAGUUCGGUCCCAUUGCGGUGGAUAAAGGCGCCAUCGUGGUGGAUAAUAGCUCGGCGUUUCGAAUGGUUGAUGGAGUGCCUUUAGUUAUCCCGGAAGUGAAUCCGGAAGCAAUGGAUGGGAUUAAAGUUGGUAAGAAAAAAGGUGCUUUGAUUGCAAACCCCAACUGUUCUACCAUUAUCUGCUUAAUGGCUGCUACUCCUCUUCAUCGCCAUGCUAAGGUGACUCGUAUGGUGGUCAGUACAUAUCAGGCAGCUAGUGGUGCUGGUGCUGGUGCUAUGCAUGAGCUUGAGCUGCAAACCCGUGAGGUCUUGGAAGGGAAACCGCCAACUUGUAAUAUCUUUAAGCAACAAUAUGCUUUUAAUUUGUUCUCACAUAAUGCCCCAGUUCUUGAGAAUGGGUAUAACGAAGAAGAAAUGAAAAUGGUAAAUGAGACGAGGAAAAUCUGGAAUGACAUGAAUGUUAAAGUCACUGCCACAUGUAUCCGAGUACCUGUGAUGCGAGCACAUGCUGAGAGUAUGAAUCUUCAGUUUGAGAAGCCCCUCGAUGAGGACACAGCGAGAGAAAUUUUGAAAACUGCUCCGGGGGUAGUAGUUAUUGAUGAUCGGGCUUCUAAUCACUUCCCUACCCCAUUGGAGGUAUCAAACAAAGAUGAUGUUGCAGUCGGCCGGAUACGCCAAGAUGUUUCUCAAGAAGGCAAUCAUGGGUUGGACAUCUUUGUUUGUGGUGACCAAGUACGCAAGGGAGCUGCACUCAACGCCGUUCAGAUUGCCGAGUUGCUCUUAUGAUCUUGCCGGUGGUAAAUUCAUCCAAGCAAUUGGAUUUGAAUUCACUUGAGUCUAGUCAAUUUUGGUAUUUCAAAUACAAAUAUUGAUAAUCUUUUGGUGAGUUGAACCAAAUUUUGAGUCUUUUUGUGGCCUAAACAACUAGGGUUUUGUGUUCUGGUGCUUCAUGUUUUCACUUCUGAGACUAUAUUUAUAUGUGCAUUAAUGUUUACUCUUGAGGGAAAUAUACAUGAAAAAUAUUUACUCA
Hibiscus syriacus is the source of this 1460-nucleotide messenger RNA. RefSeq names its product aspartate-semialdehyde dehydrogenase-like. The coding region runs from base 92 to 1216 and encodes 374 amino acids. Gene Ontology annotation, biological process: L-threonine biosynthetic process. The record is from RefSeq and is a predicted model, not a curated record. Lineage: Eukaryota; Viridiplantae; Streptophyta; Magnoliopsida; Malvales; Malvaceae. Gene Ontology annotation, molecular function: aspartate-semialdehyde dehydrogenase (NADP+) activity; NADP binding; NAD binding. The transcript has 7 exons.